CGCACGGAGAAGACCGUGCGGAAUAAAGUCAAAACUCCAGUCGUUUUGUGUGCACACAGCGAAGAAACGGAAAAAAACUCAAUCGGAGAAGUUCCCAUUAUGGACCUACAUUCAAUAGCACUAGCGUUAAUCUGAGGAGUUUUUACAGUGCUGACAUAAUUCAGUACCCAUGGUUAUAUAAAUGUAGUGACGAAGAAAAAGAAGCUACAAGAACAGGACGUUAAGAGACAGAGGAAUUAGUAUUUUGUCGGGCUAAUAACGUUAGUGUGGCGACAGUUCAGAGGCGGAUUGCUUGAAGUGCGUUAACGUUAGCUGUUGUAACGAGUCCCAAGCGAGGAAAUAUUACAACUUCGACCCACAGUGGAGUGUUUUUUUUUUUUAAGGACGAGUCUUUUCAGUCUUCCUCGCCCUUGGCUUGCUGCUGCUAAAGUUGCCCGGCGGUAAGGUGCAGCCACGCCGGGGGAAGGCACAGCGCGACGGCCGCUACUCCGGCUAGCUCGCCUGCUGCUUCUGUUUCUUGGAUCGAGGCCUUGUCGGUGAGGCGACAAUGCUCGACAUAAUGUCUGAGCACCAAGAUUCACUGUUGACGUGCAAAACGGAACCUCUGCCCCCAGAGAGGAAAAAGAGGACUGUAGAGGACUUCAACAAGUUCUGCAGCUUUGUCCUGGCAUAUGCUGGCUACAUCCCCAGUCCUAAAGAAGAAAGUUCAUGGUCCCCAACAUCAUCCAGCUCUGCACACAGUUCAGGGUUGUCAGCAGAUGGAGGUGGUGGAGGCAGCAGCUCCACGGGAAAUGCUUGGGCGGACGGGAGCUCAGACAUCCACACCAUCCAUACAUUUGUCCGCAAAGCUCGAGCAAAUAAGGGCAAAAAUAUUCGCCGCAUGCACUCUGAUAGCACUCUGCUGGACAAGAUGCGCCUUAAAGACUCUUUGUAUGAGAGCCAGGCCAGCACUAAGGCAGAGCGCAAGAAGGACAAGAAACUGAAAAAGUUGUCACUUGGUUCUGCCGUGACGGCGGCAGAUAGCGGCAGUAGCGAAGGCGAGAAAAGGGCCCGCAUCAAGCGCAGCAAAAACUCAAAACAGCCAAAAGCCAAGAAGCUCAAAAGUUCCGCUGCUCAAAGUGAGACAGACUCUGAGGCACGGCAUACACAUACAGAGGUACGAGCCAUCAGAGAGGACCUGGCGGUGCAUGGGGGCUCCACGCCAAACAUGCAGAGCCUGGGGAAGAUGCAGCCAGAUGAAUCCCUCAGGGAAGCAGAGAUGAGCUCCAGUGAGGGGGAGACCUGGAUCGCUGAUGAAGACAUUAUGGUGGAGUCAGGCGAUGAUUCGUGGGACUUGAUCACCUGUUACUGUGGGAAGCCAUUCGCAGGACGGCCGAUGAUCGAGUGCAACCAGUGCGGCAUAUGGGUGCACUUGUCGUGUGCAAAGAUCAAGAAGUCCAACGUUCCCGACAUUUUUUACUGCCACAAGUGCAGGGACGUGCGGCGGUCAGGACACAAAAAAGACACCUAGAGAUGAAGAGGCUGGGAGGGACGUGGAGUGCCCACCCUGUCUUCACGGUCCUCUGACACUUGUUUUCUUUGAUGCCUACAGCCAAAACAGCCUAAAUUAUCAACUGGAUGGCAACUGUAUUGUCACUUUGUAGGAUUUCUUUUGACAAUCACAACCAUUCUUAUUUAUCCCUCACUUUUUCUGUGUUUUUUUUUUUGUUUUUUUUUUUUUCCCCUUUGGCUACUGUGAAGAACUGGACAGAAGGCAACAGUGACAGUGGAGCAUCACCUAUUUGUUCUGAAUUAAAUCCUUUAUUAAUUGGCUUUUUUGUUGUGUACUGUGCUGGUGAUGUGCACAUACAUUUUCACGCUUAGUCUCAUUAACUGAAGUUGCAUUUUGACUUGCAAGUUAUUUCUCGAGGAUAUCGACAAAUCAGUGACAAUUUCCUUUUAGUGUCUCAAGGAGUACCAUUUUCAGUUUGAUAGCCACUUCCUCUCAACUUUAAAUCGAUGCCAGUUUUACACAUUGACAAAAUUUAUUGAUUAAGAGAUGGAAAAUGUCACUCCUGUUAUUUGUUUAGAAGCAUGUGAUAAGGUGGGCAGCUCAUUUUAUUUUUGAUCGAAUUUUGGCAAAUUAUUUUUUUUUUAAAGUUUUGGUUGUCGGUGAUAAUCACUGAACUUUAAAAUGUAGAGAUCUCACUCCUCUAGAAUAAGUUAUCUUUGAAUUCAUACAAUCUGUUAACAUUUACUAUAUUGCAUCUGAAGUUGCAUCUAAAUCGCUACAUUUCAAAUUGCACACAGACAAUGCUUUUGGCAGUGCACUUUUUAAAUAUAAACCCAGAUACUGUUUCUACUGCAUAAUAUGUAUGGUAUCUGGAAUAUGAUUAGCUACAGCUGAUUAAAUCUGUACUUAGCAUGUAGCUGUGUACAUUCAUGAUUGAGCGCUUAAUGUUUCUCCCUGUCUGGCUUGUUAAUCAUUGAUAGCCAUUUAACAUGAACAACAUUUACAUUGAAAGCUAUUCAGUUGAUGUUUUUGUUUCAUUUGUGCUUUUUUUGUUUUGUUUUUAAUGUUAAAAACAUCUGAUCUGAGGGGUUAAUGUUGCUGGAAGACGAAUGGUUUGGCAGUGCUUUACGAUAUCAAAGUGGCUCUGAGGCUCGUUCAUGAAUGGUUGUAAAAUAUUUGUUUUUCUGUUCCAUGUAAUUGUUUAUUUCUUAGCUUUCUGAGAAGUGGGAUUAGAGAUACGUGCCCGCAUCAGAGAAUGGACAUGAGAUUGUCUCACAUCGAGAACAAAAGUUGUAGUGUACAGAAAAUAAGUUGAUGCCACGUAGGUUGUGGCAUUUGUUUAUGUUGUUUGGUUUUACCAUGAGCGUUUUCUUUGUUGUUGGGAGUGUCUUGGUAAGUCUCCAGUAGCAGUUGCACUCUCUCUACAACUUCAAUUCUGUGUACAUAUCCUGUUCUUUGACAACUGUACAUAUGUGAAAGUGAAGAGAGAAAAUACCCAAGCAAAAUCUAUAUUUUCUGCAGUCUGAUAUUGUUUUCUUUAAUUGUAGCUUGAAAAAUAAAAGUCUUUGGGAACAUGAAGAUAAGGUGAUAUCUUUAAUCAUUU
Molecule: messenger RNA, 3095 nt
Organism: Chelmon rostratus (copperband butterflyfish)
Lineage: Eukaryota; Metazoa; Chordata; Actinopteri; Chaetodontiformes; Chaetodontidae
Gene: phf23b
Product: PHD finger protein 23b
Exons: 5
Coding region: 548-1510 (320 amino acids)
Biological process (GO): negative regulation of autophagosome maturation; positive regulation of protein ubiquitination; negative regulation of autophagosome assembly
Source: RefSeq, a predicted model, not a curated record